AUGGCGCCCGCGCGGGACGGCGGCGCGGCCGCGUCCACGGCGUCGAACGGCGCGUUCUGGCGCGAGGCCAUCUCCGGCGCGACCGCGGGGAUGGUCACCACGCUCGCGCUGCAGCCGCUGGACGUCGUCAAGACGCGACUGCAAGGCGCGCGCGCCGCCUCCUCCGCCUCCGCCUCUUCCGACGUCAUCCUUCCGCCCGCCCCGCGCGCGCGCUCACGCCCUCCUCCCCCCCGCCCUCUCCCCGUCCGCAGCACGAUCCACGCGUUCAAGAGCAUCGUCCGCGCGGAGGGCGCGCGCGGUCUCUACGCCGGGCUCUCCCCCGCCGUGAUCGGCAACACGGUCGCGUGGAGCGUGUACUUUCACUUUUACGGCGCGGCCAAGGCGCGGUGGCGGCGGCGAUACGACGACGCGACGGAGUUACCCUCCCACGCGCACUUGGCCGCCGCCGCGGAGGCGGGGCUCGUCGUGAGUUUGAUCACGAACCCGAUCUGGGUCGUGAAGACGCGGAUGACGCUGCAGCGGCGCGUCGCCGCGGACGCCAUUCCCGCCGCGGCGGCAGCGGCGGGCGCUGGGAACGGCGCGAAGCCGUACGCCGGGUUCGUCGACGCGCUGCGCACGAUCGCGCGCGCGGAGGGCAUCGGCGGGCUGUACAAGGGGAUCACGCCGUCACUGGUCUUAGUCUCGCACGGCGCGCUGCAGUUCACGGCGUACGAGCGGCUGAAACUCGCGGCGACGCGACGCGACGCGAGCGGGAGCGGGAACGCGACGCGCGAGCCGAGCGCGCUGGAGUGCGCGUGGCUCGGCGUCGCGUCGAAGAUCUUCGCGAGCGCGAUCACGUACCCGUCGCAGGUCGUGCGGUCGCGGAUGCAGCAGAGGGGCGCGGGCGGGGUCGAAUCGGUGGGCGGCGUGGGCGGCGGCGGCGGCGGCGGCGGCGGCGGCGGCGAGGCGACCCCUCGCGCGUACGACGGGUUUUUCCAGUCCCUGCGGCGCAUCCUUCGCCGCGAGGGCGUCUUCGGUCUGUACAAGGGGAUGGUCCCGAACGUGCUGAGGACGCUGCCGUCGAGCGGGAUGACGUUCUUGGUGUACGAGAGCACGAAGUCGUUGCUCUCGCAGUGA
Micromonas pusilla CCMP1545 is the source of this 1116-nucleotide messenger RNA. RefSeq names its product mitochondrial carrier family. NCBI's taxonomy places the organism in Eukaryota, Viridiplantae, Chlorophyta, Mamiellophyceae, Mamiellales, Mamiellaceae. The transcript is spliced from 2 exons. The coding region runs from base 1 to 1116 and encodes 371 amino acids. Gene Ontology annotation, molecular function: folic acid transmembrane transporter activity; FAD transmembrane transporter activity. Gene Ontology annotation, biological process: nucleotide transport; folate import into mitochondrion. The record is from RefSeq and is a predicted model, not a curated record.